CUGAAAUCAGUUCACCUUCUAAGGCAGAAACGUUCUUUGAGACACUACUAUCUAACGCCAACAUGAAGUGGCUACUGCUGCUCUGCCUGUGUUUCUAUGCUGUCCAUUGUCAAGCCGAUUAUGACGAAUAUGACCUGCCCGAAAGCGCAGCAAACCCUCGCGGCCACCGUCCCUUGUCCAGAGGGAGUGAGACCUACACCCCCGCCCGUAACAACCCACCUCCCGUCAGCGGCGGCAGCCAAUACCGUGGGCGACCCACGGCGGCUCCCGCCAGAGGCAUGGCACAGGAGAAGGAUGAGCAACCGGAGGCUGGGGGGUGUACACAUGCCUCAGAACAAAUGGGGGUGCUGUGUCCUACCGGCUGUGAGCUGAAGACAGCCAUGCUGAAACAAGAGAGGAACGUGAAAGAUGAAGUGAAGAAGAUGCAGAAAGAUGUUGACGACCUGUCGAGAUCCUCGAACACCAUUUAUAACUACGUAGACGGCAUGUCCUCAGCGCUGAGAGAGAGACAACUAGUCAGCAAUGAGAAUGGUGACCUGGUGAGUCAGUACACGGACAGUCUGGAGUCCCAGCAUGCCUUUGCAAAGGAGGCUAUAGACACAGUCUUCCCCUCUAACAUUAGGAUUCUUCAAGGGGUCCUUGAGAAGAUCCGGUUGAAGAUUCAGAGAGUGGAGAAGGCCAUCCUGGCCCAGAGGGAAGAAUGCAAGGAGCCGUGCACUGUCUCCUGCCCCAUACCUGUUGUCUCUGGUAAGGAGUGUGAGGACAUCUUCAGGAAAGGAGGAAGGGAUUCUGGGAUGUAUCUGGUCCAGCCUGACUCCUUCUACCAGCCCUACAAGGUCUACUGUGACCAGACCACACAGAAAGGAGGCUGGACCACUAUUCAGAACAGGAAGGAUGGGUCUGUAGACUUUGGCCGGCGUUGGGACAACUACCGCAGCGGUUUCGGGAAUAUCGCCUUCGACGUCGGAAAGGGACAUUGCAACACUCCAGGGGAGUACUGGCUGGGUAACGACCGCAUCAGUCAGCUGACCAAGCAGGGACCCACUGAGGUCCUCAUGGAGAUGGAGGAUUGGUCUGGCAACAAGGUCCACGCCCAGUACAGAAAGUUUACCAUACAGGGCGAAACGUCCAACUACAUAUUGGCGAUCGAUGGGUAUUCAGGAACGGCCGGUAACGUGAUGCUGGACGGAGCUACAGGGCUGUAUGGAGAGAACCGGACCAUGACCAUCCACAAUGGAAUGAUGUUCAGCACCUACGACAGAGACAACGAUAACUGGACUCCAGGUGAUCCGUCCAAGCAGUGCUCCCGUGAGGACGGCGGUGGCUGGUGGUACAACAGGUGUCACUCAGCCAAUCCAAACGGCCGUUACUACUGGGGCGGGGCUUACACGCGGUACAUGGCAAAACACGGGACGGAUGACGGCAUGGUGUGGAUGAACUGGAAGGGAUCCUGGUACUCUCUCAAAGCCAUCUGCAUGAAGAUCAGGCCCUACUUCGCCUCGCGGUAGACACACAGACACACACAUGGACACACACACACGGGGGGACACACACAGACACACAUCGAGAGACACAGGAAGUGACUUUUAGUUGAAUCAGGUGUGUCAAAAAACAAAAGUUUACACCCCUUUCGGGACCCAGGACCAGGAGGGUUCAACUCUGACCCUACGAGGUCCGUAGCCUGCUGAUUUUCUGUUCUACCUGAUCAUGAACUGCACCCACCUGGUAGUCCCAGGUCUAAAUCAGCCCCUGAUUAGAGGGGAAUCACCCACCUGGUAGUCCCAGGUCUAAAUCAGCCCCUGAUUAGAGGGGAAUCACCCACCUGGUAGUCCCAGGUCUAAAUCAGCCCCUGAUUAGAGGGGAAUCACCCACCUGGUAGUCCCAGGUCUAAAUCAGCCCCUGAUUAGAGGGGAAUCACCCACCUGGUAGUCCCAGGUCUAAAUCAGCCCCUGAUUAGAGGGGAAUAAUGAAAACAAGCCACUGGCUCGGAGGCUGUACAUGUUCAUACUGUAUGUGAGAGCCAACAGAGAGCAGCACUCAGUUUCCCCCCUCAAUGUGUCAUAAUCUGAUCUAAAUCUCAAACACUAAAGGAAACGUAUAAUGACUUCAGUAGGGCUUUUCUAAGAGACACUACAGAGGAACAAAUGGUGCCUGACGCGAGAGAAAAACAGAUUAAAGGAUGUUGUUUCAAACCUGAACCUGAUGUCUUAUUUUUUUAAAUAAAGUUAAACAGAGAAAAGUCAAGUAAAAAUAGAAGUUUAAAAGAAGAUUUAAAAAAACAUGUUUUUGUCGCUGUGUGUCCCUGUGUGAUGUGAUGUGUGUGUGCUUUGGGACAGGUGUAUGUAUAUAUAUAUAUAUAUAUAUAUAUAUAUAUAUAUAUAUAUAUAUAUAUAUAUAUAUAUAUACUUGAACAGAGGACUGUCCCUUACGUUACUCAAUAAAAACAUAUUGUGGAACUUA
Molecule: messenger RNA, 2460 nt
Organism: Salvelinus namaycush (lake trout)
Lineage: Eukaryota; Metazoa; Chordata; Actinopteri; Salmoniformes; Salmonidae
Product: fibrinogen beta chain-like
Exons: 10
Coding region: 63-1508 (481 amino acids)
Biological process (GO): blood coagulation; platelet activation; protein polymerization
Cellular component (GO): fibrinogen complex
Molecular function (GO): signaling receptor binding
Source: RefSeq, a predicted model, not a curated record